AUUCUUCCAACAGAUAAAAAUGGAAAUUAUAGAUACCCACAACUCGCAUCUGAUGGUCAACCGCUUCCAACAGAUAUUCAUGGCAAACCUGUUUACCCAGUGGUCGAUGCCGAUGGUGAACUGCUUCCAACUGAUGAAGCUGGUGCAGCAAUUGGAUUAGAUGGAAUGCCCAUUCCUACCGAUAAUUCCGGAAGACCUAUAGGAGAGGAUGGAUCUAUCUUACCUAUGGAUCCAUAUGGUCGCAUCUCUUUGCAAGUUAUAAGUACACCUAAGAUUUUACCAACCGAUGACAGAGGUCAUAUCGUCACUCCAGUAGCAGAUCUGCAUGGGCAUAUAUUUCCUACAGACUCUAAUGGUUUAUUUAUAGAUCCUCAAGGCAAAGUUGUGCCAACAAACCAAGAUGGCCAACCAACUGGACCUGACGGUCAGGUUCUUCCUACGAAUGAAUUAGGGUAUUUUGUCUAUCCAGCUCUCAUUAGUGAUGAUCAACUUCUGCCAACUAAUUUAUAUGGAAAACCAGUGUACUCAAUAAAGGAUUCAGAGGGAAAAUUUCUCCCAACUGAUUCAACUGGAGCAGUGAUUACACGUGACGGAAGGCCGAUACCAACAGACAUUGCGGGUUAUCCAAUUAGUUCCGAUGGUUUUCCUCUUCCAAGUGAUUCUUCGGGUAAUUUUAUAAUAAAUGAAGAAGAGAUGGAGAAAAUAUUAAGCAAGGAAAAAAUCCGAACAACGACCCCAUUCACAAUUAUCGGACCGGAUGGUUCGCCAUUUCUCACAGAUAGCUAUAGCCAAAUCACUGAUGCAGCAGGUCCGCCAGUCGGAUCAGAUGGCAGAAUACUUUCGUCUGAUGAACCUGGUAAUUAUAUUUACCCAGGUGGAUACAAGCAUAUUUAUCAAGUUAUAGGUCCAGAUGACCAAUUAUUACCAACCGAUUCAACUGGAGCAAUUCUUGGGCCAAAUGGAUUUCCUUUACCAACAGAUUCAUUUGGACGACCAACUGGCAAUGAUGGUUCUCCAUUACCGAUGGACUCACUUGGACGCUUUAUUAUUAUGAAAAAAGAAGAGAAACCAAAAAAUUUGCCCACGGAUGAAAGUGGACAUACCAUGGUUCCAAUAUUCGGUUUAAAUGGAGAGCUAUUACCAACUGAUUCCGAAGGGUUUUUUGUUGGCCUCAAUGGUAUGCCUGUUCCUACCAAUGAAUUAGGGUUGCCGAUCGGACCUGGUGGCGAUAUUCUUCCACUGGAUGAGAAUGGGAAUUAUAAAUAUCCGCCAUUUUGGUCUGAUGUUCAUCCACUUCCUACUGACAGUCGUGGGAAAUCCAUUUAUCCAAUAUUAGGUCCCGACGGUCAGAUGCUUCCAACCGACAAAACUGGAGCAGUUACUGGGCUUGACGGAUUGCCUAUUCCAACUGAUUUAUUUGGGAAACCCAUUGGAGAGGAUGGAUCUCCCCUGCCUAUAGAUCCUUUUGGUCGAUCCAUAUAUACGCAUUCGAAAAUCAGAGUUCUGCCAACAGAUGACGGUAAUCGCUUCAGAACAUCGUUAGGAGGUCCAGAUGGACAUAUUCUUACAACUAAUUCUAAAGGCUUGUUCAUUGACCUUCAAGGGAAAGUCGUACCAACAAAUCAAGGUGGCUUACCAAUAGGACCUGAUGGUCGAGUUCUUCCUACAAAUGGAUUGGGGCAACAUUUUUACCCAAUUUUAAUUCGUGAUGGACAACCUCUGCCAACUGAUUUAUAUGGCAAGCCAGUAAAAAAUAUAGGAGAAUUUUUCCCAACAGAUUCAACCGGAGCAAGAAUUAUGCCUGAUGGAAGGGCAAUUCCAACAGAAAAAUCUGGCCACCCAAUUGGUUCCAAUGGUUUUCCGCUCCCAACUGAUUCUCUCGGCAAUUUUAUAAUAACGGAUGAAAAAAUGAAGAAAAUACCUAAAAAACAAAAAGGGCACACACCACCGUUCGCAGUAAUUGGACCAUAUAGUUGGCAACUUCCAACGAAUGAUGCAGGUGAAGUUGUUGAUUUAAGAGGAGAACCUAUUGCUACAAAUGCUGCUGGCCGCCCAAUCGGACCAGAUGGCAAAAUUCUUUCAACCAACGAUUCUGGUAUAUUUAUUCAUGCAUCUGCCGAUCUAAAUGGUCAGACCAUGACAACUGAUGUUCACGGCAAGUUGGUUUAUCCAGUUAUAGGUCCUGACGACCAUUUGCUGCCCACUGAUUCUUUAUCUGGAGUAGUCAUAGGGCCAGAUGGUUUGCCACUGCCAACAGAUUCAGUUGGGCGGCCAGUUGGCUAUGAUGGUUCUCCAUUGCCUCAAGAUUCACAUGGACGCUUUGUAUUUAUGAAGAAAAAAGAACAGCCGAGAAUUUUGCCAACAGAUGAAACUGGGCAUAUUAUUAUCCCAUUAUUUGGACCUGAUGGACAACUAUUGCCAACAAAUAUGCAAGGCCACUUCCUCAAUCCUAAUGGGCGACCUGUGCCAACAAAUGAAUUAGGAAUACCUAUUGGGCCUGAUGGCAAUAUUCUUCCUACUGAUGAAAGUGGGAACUACAGAUAUUUACAGCUUGAAUCUGAUGGUCAACCGCUUCCUACAGAUAUUCAUGGCAAACCUGUUUAUCCAGUUGUCAUCAUCGAUGGUCAAUUACUUCCAACUGAUGAAGUUGGUGCAGUUAUUGGAUUAGAUGGAAUGCCCAUUCCAACCGAUAAUUCCGGAAGACCUGUAGGAGAGGAUGGGUCUGUCUUGCCUGUGGAUCCAUACGGUCGUUUUUCUUUAAUUCAAGUUAAAAGUACAUCAGAAGUUUUACCAACCGAUGGCAGAGCUCACAUCCUUUUUCCAGUAGUUGAUCGCCAUGGAGAUAUAAUUCCUACAGACUCUAGUGGUUUGUUUAUUGAUGCUCAAGGUAAAUUUGUACCAACAAAUCAAGAUGGUCUACCAGUUGGACCUGACGGUCAAGUUCUUUCUACAAAUGAAUUAGGAUAUUUUGUCCACCCAGUUUCUACUCGUUACGGAGAACCUAUGCCAACUGAUUCAAAUGGGAAGCCAGUGUAUCCAAUAAGAGAUUCAGAAGGAGAAUUUCUCCCAACUAAUUCAGCUGGAGCAGUGAUUACGCGUGAUGGAAGGCCGAUACCAACAGAUAUUGCGGGUCAUCCAAUUAGUUCCAAUGGUUUUCCUUUUCCAAGUGAUUCUUCGGGUUAUUUUGUGAUAACUGAGGAAGAGCUGAAGAAGAUACCU
This is a messenger RNA of Dracunculus medinensis (Guinea worm), 3219 nucleotides long. Lineage: Eukaryota; Metazoa; Nematoda; Chromadorea; Rhabditida; Dracunculidae. The record is from the annotation of a GenBank genome assembly.